Molecule: messenger RNA, 2353 nt
Organism: Vicugna pacos (alpaca)
Lineage: Eukaryota; Metazoa; Chordata; Mammalia; Artiodactyla; Camelidae
Gene: TCF24
Product: transcription factor 24
Biological process (GO): regulation of transcription by RNA polymerase II; developmental process
Molecular function (GO): DNA-binding transcription factor activity, RNA polymerase II-specific; protein dimerization activity; RNA polymerase II transcription regulatory region sequence-specific DNA binding
Source: RefSeq, a predicted model, not a curated record
UGGACGCGGGAGGGGCGGGGCCAUGAGGACGCCCCGCCUCUGGCCCCGCCCCGCCGGAUGGUUUGAUUAAUGACCCUCCCUGGGCCGAGGGGCGGCUCCGGCAGGACGCUGUCCCCAGCACAGGUUCUCCGGUGCCCGCGGACGUCUGCGGGUCCUGCUGCGGUGAACCCACACCGGGCUCUCCCCGCACGCACGCCUCGCCUCAGAGGCGCCCAAAUAGAAGACGCGGCCGGCCCGGGCUGGAAGCGCCUGUAGCCUUCGGCUGGACGAGGAUGGAGUGACCCGCGCCACCCUGGCCUCGCAGACCCGGCUCGAAGCUCCUCGCCUGCUCCCGCAGCGGAGCCGAUCCCCGCACGGCCACUUCAGGAAAGGGCGCGCGGCGCGGGAAGCCUCCAUGGACCGCAGCGGCCCCGCAGGCAGCCCCCUGAACGACGAACCCACGCCCCCGACAGCCGCCACCCGAGACUCCAGUCCCAGGCGGACCGGGUCAGGCCCGGCGGGACCGGGAGGCGGCGGCGCACGCUCCGGGGGCGGGCGGCCGGCGGCAGCUAACGCUGCUCGGGAGCGCAGCCGUGUGCAGACUCUGCGACACGCUUUCCUGGAGCUGCAGCGCACGCUGCCAUCCGUGCCACCCGACACCAAGCUGUCCAAGCUGGACGUGCUGCUGCUGGCCACCACCUACAUCGCACACCUCACCCGCAGCUUGCAGGACGACGCCGAUGCGCCGGCGGACCCAGGGUUGGGCGCCCUACGGGGCGAUGGCUACCUGCAUCCUGUCAAGAAAUGGCCUAUGCGAUCAAGAUUGUACAUCGGUGCUACUGGUCAGUUUCUGAAGCAUUCUGUCUCUGGAGAGAAAACAAAUCACGACAGUUUUCCAACAGACUCACAGCCUUAGGCUCUCCCCUGGUGGGGGCUGGUAGAAAGUGAUGCCUGUUGUUUCUAAAUGAUGUGAAAUAGCUCUAUAUUUAUUACAUCAGACAUAACAAACAUCAUUUCUGAAAGUUUACAUAUGAAUCCAUAGUUGGGUGUUCAGAUUUAUCUGUCUAAUCUAAGUAAAUAUGGAAUGAAAUAAUCAGUCUAGUGCAAAAUACACAGCUUAUCUAUUCAGUAUGAGAGAAUUACUACUAUACAGUGCAGAAGGAACUACUGGAAGAAAGAAAAAGACAUAGAAAAGCAAAUAAUUGUGUUUCUAUCCAAAGAAUGCACACAUUUUCUGUAGCGUAUCUAUUUAACAAACUAAAAAACUAGUGUCUGUCUACACAAUCUUCCUGGUUUAAAAAAAUAAAAUCUGUGUUUGUAAUUCACCAAUAUUUCGUUCUGGAAAACCAGCUGGAAGGUAGGAAAUCAUUCAUUCAGUUUUAGCUGAAUAUGUGUGAAAAGACUGUUGAGGUAGUAUGACAAUGUAGCAACUUCUAUAACUCGUUAUUUUUCCCCGUUAGCAAACUUGUUUGGAGUAUUAGAAAUGAUUUGUUUCGUAGGACAGGACUUGGCCUCCUUCCUAGAGGAUUAUUAAAUAUCUUUAUGUUUCCAAGCUGUGGAAGGCAAUGGGAAUCCCUGCAGCUCCGAGUGAACAGGAGAUGGGUAUCACUGGGCAGCAGGGUGUGUCACCCUCCUCCCUGGUAACUCCAUAUCCACCCCACUCUUUCAGGUCCUGAACUAGGUGAACAGGUGCAGCUGCAGCUUCCUAGACAGCUGCAUAUUCAGGCCUGUCAGGGGGCCUCCAGGGAACCCCCGUGACCUUCACAGGCACAACUUUGGCCAGCUUCCUUCUCUCCUUGUCAGUUGCUGUCACAAUCUACCUACUUGGCCAUUAUGAAAUGGGAGAAAUCCGGUCAGAUUUGGGACUUCUGAUGCAUCAGGCCAGAGCAGACUCCUGAGUCUGCUCUGAUUUGGACCCACAAGCGGGAAGGCCCUCUGCUAUGGGCCUCUCCCACUACCCUGCACAUGAAGUGCCCAGGGAACAACUAUUCUGCCUGAUUGCACCAGAGGCUUCAGUUUCAAAAGGAGCUUGGGGGGUCCUAGCUAUGAAAUGGAGCACACUGUCAGGGAAUUGUCAGGGAGCACACUGAUCUCAAAACUACAGGGUGCAAUAGAGGCACCUGAAAAAAAUCAUCCGUCUCUUGUCAUAUCUUUGCUAAUUUAGAUUCCCUUUUGUCUCCUUUUCUUGUUUUUCUCCUCAGUCUUUACUAUUCCAGUGUGCAAGUGUAAAGUUCGUUCAUUUCCCAAUAACCCGAAGUUUUAAAGCUGCUGAGUUUGAUCCAAGAUUAGCAAACAGAAAGGUGUUAUGAAUGGACUUGGUUGAAUUAAUAUAGCAGCUGAACCACCAUUUCACUUUAUCCUCCAUUUAAUUCCA